AUGUUUGGCCUGGGCCUCUGGACCCCUGUCCCCACCCCUAUGGCCGUGGCACGCGUGGCUGCAUGGGCUCCUCCCGUGCUCUUCCUGGCCGCCCCCGUCCUUGCAGCAGGCGGGGGCCGUGCCGCAAACCCCAGCGCCCGGAGCCCGGCAGCUGCAGCGGUGUCCCGCACGGGCGCGUGUGUAAGGGGCUCCGACCCGCCCAGGACAGACAUGAGGGGCCACCUCGUGCUCACGGCGCUACUGUCCCUAGCGGCUUGGCAGCUGUGCCAGGCUGAGUGCCGGGACCCCACGGCUGGCAGGACCCAGAUCCAGAGGAGCUCCAGCCUGUUCAAGCUGCCCCCCUCCCUGCUCCGGCGGCUGUACCAGGGGGUCUCCUAUGAGGCACUUUUGCAGCUGGCCGACAAAGCCCCAGUGGGUCUUCAGGCUCUUGCCCCCUCCCAGAAACGCGACAUGCACGACUUCUUCGUGGGGCUCAUGGGGAAGAGGACGGUCGUGCCUGGGAGCCCUGUGGAUGAGAGCCAGGAGCCCUUUGCCACCUUCGGAGACCCCCGGGACUCGCUGAGCACAGAGUGAGGUCCCGCGUGGGCCCAGCCGUGCCCUUGUUCCCUCCCCCCGCCCAGCAUCAUGCCAUGGAGGAGCCCUGCGCACGACUGCCUCGUGCCCCUUGUGCCCCCAGUGCUCACUGUUGUCACGUGCCCUUGACCUCUGACCCCUGACCCCGGACCGGUCAAGAAUAAAGUUUUUACUAACGAGCUGCCCUGUCCGAG
Alligator sinensis (Chinese alligator) is the source of this 767-nucleotide messenger RNA. It is a transcript of the gene TAC3, whose product is annotated as tachykinin 3. The record is from RefSeq and is a predicted model, not a curated record. Lineage: Eukaryota; Metazoa; Chordata; Crocodylia; Alligatoridae. The transcript has 8 exons. Bases 1 to 573 code for a protein of 190 amino acids. Gene Ontology annotation, biological process: positive regulation of blood pressure; tachykinin receptor signaling pathway.